This is a messenger RNA of Phaeodactylum tricornutum CCAP 1055/1, 615 nucleotides long. RefSeq lists its product with no specific name. The record is from RefSeq and is a predicted model, not a curated record. NCBI's taxonomy places the organism in Eukaryota, Bacillariophyta, Bacillariophyceae, Surirellales, Neidiaceae. The transcript has a single exon. Bases 1 to 615 code for a protein of 204 amino acids.
AUGUCCACUAGGUCGGUGGAAACUCGGGUCGGUGUUCUUGAAGGACAGCUCGGGGUCGGCUCGACUUUCGUGGACUCACUGUCAACGACCACCGAUAUUGCCGUUACCUUACGCAUGGAUGCGCUCGAGCAACAAUACAGUUCUCUAGCUUCCCCGAGCCUUACGUCUAUCUGGGACGAAUCGGAUAAGCUCCUGCAAGAGCUUGAUCCAGGUACGGCCUUGACAUACCAGCAGCAAAUUGCAGCCCCAAUCUUGUAUCGGCGGCAAGAAGUACUAGCGUGCGCUGACGAUUUGAAAGCUAGUCUGGAUGAGCUUUCGCAAAUUUCUAAUUUCCUAUUGAUUGGUCAAGAUCAUCAAGAGUCCCAAACCAAAGCUCAAUUAAAGGAGCAUCAGGUUACGCAGGCUCCCAUUCUGGUCGGAACUAUUGUUUCCAAGGAGCUGCAAUCGCGUUUGUCCGCCGUGGAAGCGACCGUGGCCAACAUUCAAAACCGCGCGGAGCAGGCUGCUGCUCGUCUUGAUGCUAUGUUAAGUCAGUACCAUUCAGCAAUCUCGAUAGCUUCCGAAAAAUUGGUUCUAGCCGAUGAAGAAAUUCGUUCAAAGGAACAGUCACUUUGA